Pezoporus flaviventris is the source of this 3579-nucleotide messenger RNA. RefSeq names its product PR/SET domain 4 (gene PRDM4). Gene Ontology annotation, biological process: transcription by RNA polymerase II; regulation of transcription by RNA polymerase II; cell fate commitment. The record is from RefSeq and is a predicted model, not a curated record. The transcript has 11 exons. Gene Ontology annotation, cellular component: cytoplasm; nucleus. Bases 255 to 2678 code for a protein of 807 amino acids. NCBI's taxonomy places the organism in Eukaryota, Metazoa, Chordata, Aves, Psittaciformes, Psittacidae. Gene Ontology annotation, molecular function: histone methyltransferase binding; histone deacetylase binding; DNA-binding transcription factor activity, RNA polymerase II-specific.
CGGAAGCGGCCACCGUCCCCCUCCCGCCGUCUCCGCCAUCACCGCCUCCCUCUCCCGCCUCCUCCGCCCCGCUCCCCCCUCACCGGUGGCCGGGCCCGCGCCACUCGCGGCCCCGCCCAUGAGGCGGCGACGGCGGUGGCGGUGGUUGCGGCCGGGCCGGGGGCAGGCGCCUGCCCCAGGGGCGGCGGCGGGCCGGGGCUGAGGGCCCUGAUGCGGCUGCGGCUGCUCCGCCGCAGGGAGAGGUGCCGGUCCCCAUGCACCCCAGAAUGAAUGAAAUGAACUUGAGUACUGUAGGGAUGGACCAGCUGACCUCAUCCUCUGUGAGCAAUGCCCUGCCGGUCUCUGGGAGUCACUUGGGGUUGGCAGCGUCACCCACUCACAACGCCAUACCAGCACCAGGCUUGCCUGUUGCAAUUCCAAACUUGGGCCCCUCCUUGAGUUCCUUGCCCUCUGCUCUGUCUCUGAUGCUCCCAAUGGGUAUUGGAGAUCGAGGAGUUAUGUGUGGUAUACCAGAGAGAAACUACACCCUACCUCCACCACCAUACCCUCACCUGGAGAGCAGCUAUUUCAGACACAUUCUACCUGGUAUUUUAUCUUACUUGGCUGACAGACCUCCGCCUCAGUACAUCCAUCCUAACACUAUAAAUGUGGAUAGCAAUCCAGCACUGUCAGUCCCCAGCAAUCCCUCAGCCCUAGAUCCCUACCAGCCCAGUGGAACUGUGGGGCUGGAACCAGGGAUUGUCUCCAUGGACUCCCGCACAGUGAACACCCAUGGUGCUCAAAAUCUGCACCCUAGUGACGGCCACGAGGUAGCUCUGGAUACUACAAUCACUAUGGAGAGCGUAUCGAGGGUCACCAGCCCCAUCUCUACAGAUGGGAUGGCAGAGGAACUUACCAUGGAUGACGUAGCUGGGGAUCAUUCACAGAUCCCAAAUGGCUCCCGGAGCCAUGAAUCUUUAACCGUAGACACGGUGGGGAGUAACUUGACAUCGGACCCUGUGGGACACGGCGGUGUCAUUCCCAUUCACGGUAGCACUUUGGAACUGCCUGUCGUCAUGGAGCCUGACCACAUGGCUGGGCGGGUGGCAGGAAUACCGGACAGCACACUAAAUGACUCCAUUCAUACUGUGGCCAUGAGCACCAACUCUGUGAGUGUGGCGCUCUCUACCUCACACAAUCUAGCUUCUCUGGACUCGGUAGCCUUGCACGAAGUGGGCCUCAGCCUUGAGCCGGUGGCAGUCUCUUCCAUGAAUCAGGAAGUAGCCAUGGGCCCAAGUCAUGUGGAUGUGUCUGCAGACAAUCUUGCCUUCGUACCAUCCUCUCUGCAAAUGGAAGACUCCAAUUCGAACAAGGAGAACAUGGCAACCUUGUUUACCAUAUGGUGUACACUGUGUGACAAGGCGUAUCCAUCAGACUGCCCAGAUCAUGGGCCCGUCACCUUUGUCCCUGACACCCCAAUAGAGAGCCGAGCCAGGCUUUCUCUCCCUAAGCAGCUCGUCCUCCGGCAGUCCAUCAUGGGAGCUGAAGCGGAUUUUGGUCUUCUACUGAUAGGUGUGUGGACACGAGAAACCAUUCCUGUAAGAACUUGUUUUGGACCUUUGAUCGGGCAGCAGAGCCAUUCUCUGGAGGUGGCAGACUGGACAGACAAAGCAGCUAGUCACAUCUGGAAGAUCUACCACAAUGGUGUCCUGGAGUUCUGCAUCAUUACAACUGAUGAAAAUGAAUGUAACUGGAUGAUGUUUGUACACAAAGCCAGGAACCGGGAAGAGCAGAAUCUCGUAGCUUAUCCUCAUGACGGAAAGAUUUACUUUUGCACCUCUCGGGACAUCCCACCUGAACACGAGCUUCUCUUUUAUUACAGUCGGGACUACGCACGACAGCUUGGUGUACCUGAACAUCCGGACGUGCACAUCUGCCACUGUGGAAAGGAAUGCGCCUCCUAUGCGGACUUCAAGGCCCAUUUGAGCAGCCAUAUUCACAGCCACCUCCCCAGUCAGGGGCACAGCAGCAGCCAUGGAGCAGGCCAUGGCAAGGAAAGGAAGUGGAAGUGCUCCAUGUGUCCCCAGGCUUUCAUCUCCCCAUCCAAGCUCCAUGUCCAUUUCAUGGGGCACAUGGGCAUGAAGCCACACAAGUGUGAUUUCUGUAGCAAAGCUUUCAGUGAUCCUAGCAACUUACGGACACACCUCAAGAUACACACAGGGCAGAAGAAUUACCGCUGUACCCUCUGUGACAAGUCGUUCACCCAGAAGGCUCACCUGGAAUCGCACAUGGUCAUCCACACAGGGGAGAAGAACCUCAAGUGCGAUUACUGUGAAAAGCUGUUCAUGCGGAGGCAGGACCUAAAGCAGCAUGUACUCACUCACACGCAAGAACGGCAGAUCAAGUGCCCCAAGUGUGACAAGCUGUUUCUGAGGACAAAUCACCUGAAGAAGCAUCUCAAUUCACAUGAAGGAAAGAGGGACUAUGUCUGUGAAAAAUGCUCCAAGGCUUAUCUAACCAAAUAUCACCUCACUCGCCACUUAAAAAUAUGUAAAGGCCCUGCAUCCAGCCUGUCAGCCCCAGAGGAGGAAGAGGAAGACGAUUCAGAGGAGGAAUUAAUAGACUCUAUAAGGACCGAAGACUGUAGGAUUAACAAUGGGGUCUAUUCAACUGGUGAUGCCCUCUCUGGACACAAAUGAAGAAAAGCGAGAGGGAAAUAUCCUUGGAUAUUGUAACUUGAGAAGGAAAAACACCCUCUUUGUUUUCCCAGUCAACAGCGUAUGUCAAAUGAGGAUUUUUCCUUCUGUUUUUGUCUCCACACUACCACCACUUACUUAUUAAACUGUAGCCAGAACACUGAAUGAGAAUGGAUCAUGCACAUACAAGUCAAGAGUUGCUAAGAAGGAAAUGUGAGGCAAGCAGACUUUUUCACACACACUGUGCAUACUUCCUCUUCCAAAUCACUCAGAUUAAUCCAUCCAGUGCCGGGAUACAUGACACACCUUGCAUAGCCCUUUGAAUAAAGAGCCACAAACCAGAAGAGAUGUAGUUGAGUGAUUGCAGUGACCUGUAAGCCAACUGUCCUUAGCUGCCAAAGCCAUGACAAUGAGAGAAAUGAACAAAAAAUGGUGGUGGCAUGUGAGGUAUUUUGCUUUUUAAUACUUUUUAACUGAAAGAUGUGGUUUGGUACAAAGCAAAGACUUAGCAAUGCUCAGGUCUCCUUCUUAAAGAAAACCUCAAACAAACAGCUUUGGUUAAAGAAAAAAAAAUCCCAUGAAAUCAGCAAAAAUCAGCAUUUGCAGACAAAGCAAAUACCCCAGUACAGAAAAUCAGACAUUGGCUUUCGGAGAAGAGUUACUGCCUCUUCUUGCUCUGGUUCACGAGAACAUGGCAGCAGGUGAAGACGUAAAGACUAUACAGUAAGGAGGAGGCUUACAGAUGCUCAGAUGGUGUUUACAGUAUGUAUUACUUCUCAUGCUGUAAACCUUGUACCACCUGGAAUGAUGGGAGGGUUUGCUGCUAACAUUAUUUAUGUAAUUAAGAUGUAUUUUUACUUGGUGGUUUUCCUUUGAAAAAAAUAAAAAUGUGGCUCUUUUCUAA